AUGAUCAACUUUGUCAAAUGCUUUGGCCAUGUCUAUGUAGAUCGUAUCAACCUGGUUGUUGUUGAGGAAGGCAGAGAACUACUGCGGUUGGAAGAAGGACAGCAGGUUGUGCAGAAGCAUGUCCAGGAACUGUUUGCCAACGUUAUGGACUUUGAGUUACAGAGCCGAGGAGAACCUUGCUAUCUACACGACCAAGGGAAUAUAAUCAAAACUGAGAAAAAGCCGAAAGCACAAUGGAUCUACGAUUUGAAGAGAUCAAUAAAUAGGUCAACCCAUCCUGGCUUCAAGUACCUAACAGAAGUAGGGAGCCCAGCUGUGCGACUUUUCUGGGUGAUAGCACUCAUGGUGGUUCUGGUGGUAUGCGGGAUAUCUGUAUUCAUCUCGUAUUGCCACUGGAGUUCUGGAUAUUCCUCCGGAUACACCACCAAUCAGGUGUCCUUGGGUUCGAUCCCAUUCCCAGCCAUAACAAUCUGUCCUGAAAGGAACAUUGGUGCGAAAUUCCAGUUGAACGAACUUUUGAAACUUUGCACCAGCUACACUUGUUCAAGAGAUCAGUUUGAACAGAUUUCUGCAGCCUCUUUCUUGUGUCCUUCUCUUCUAGAGACUACAUCUCUCAAGUAUUGGAGCUCCUACUACAACUCUACCUCUCCUGAGUUCAUGUUAGAGUUGAUGCCAUCUUGUAGCGAGGACAUUCCCUCUUACCAUUGGGCUGAAAAGGGAACCGACACUAACUGCACAAAGUCCUUCCAGACUCUGUACAUCGACGAUCGCGUUUGUUAUACGUACAACAUGCUUCCAGCUUCGUAUGUCUUUAAAGACAAAGUGUCGCCAGAGCCUGUGAUGAUGGACGCCACGGGACUGAUGGUUCGCCCCGGAUGGACCCCGGACAGUUUGGUCCGUCCGGAUUACACGGAUCACUCCAUCCCUAUACAUAGAGACUGGGCUGGCGAGGAUUUCAAACUGAUCAUCAACCUUGAUAGGAAAAUCUUCAAUCAAUCGUCUUGUGUCGAUCCUUUCAAGACUUUUCAGGUGGCGGUCCAUCACCCAGCAGAUAUUCCUAUUCGAUCCAGCCACCGAUAUCUGCACCUCCCUGUCGUCCACUCCCUACACAUCGCCGUGACUCCCGUCAUAGAGUCGUCCCCUCUAGAGUGCCUCGUCCCCUUACAAGGAGACUCCAAGUUGUUCAGACACUACAGUCAAGCAAAGUGUCGCCUAGAGUGUAGAGUUAGGUGUUCUACCAACAUGUGUGGCUGUGUGCCUCUAUACCUGCCGAGAGCGGGAAAUACGACAAAAUGGUGUGGAGUGCAAAUGAGACACUGCACCGACUCGCUGGUACCAGAGUUACUACGAGGGGAAAUCACUUGGAAGUCAAUAACCAAGCACUUUCGGAUGUGGAUUCGAAAGGACCUGAAAGAGACGAUUACAUCUCAUCUGUAUGACAACCCUGGACAGGAGGAACUAACAGACAAGUUAGUGGAUAGUUUGAGACCAGACUGUACCUGUGACUGCCCUCCAGCCUGUAGGACUGUACAGUACCAUCUAGACACUCAGGUCGUACCCCGGGGAUCCCAAGAAAGGAAUUGGAAAAACAAAAGCGAGAUCAACGUUUAUUUCAAAGAAGGAAUCGAGGCUGUCACGUUGGCCGAGCCCAAAGUGAUGAAUUACUUUGUUGAUUUUCUCGCUCACGUUGGAGGCCUGAUGGCACUAUUCACUGGUAUAAGCGUGCUGAGUGUACUGGAGCUGCUGUACCUCACCUUCUCAGCAAUGCUGCGCCGUGGUCGUCAAGACAAUGGCUACGUCAGCAGACAGACGAGCUGCCUCAGGCAGAAACAGGAGUGGGACAAAACUGCUCAGACUGACCCCAUCUUCAUAACUGACGGCCACCUCAACAUUGCCUUCUGACAGGAGGAUUAAGUGGAACCAUG
Molecule: messenger RNA, 1925 nt
Organism: Macrosteles quadrilineatus (aster leafhopper)
Lineage: Eukaryota; Metazoa; Arthropoda; Insecta; Hemiptera; Cicadellidae
Product: pickpocket protein 28-like
Exons: 12
Coding region: 1-1902 (633 amino acids)
Biological process (GO): sodium ion transmembrane transport
Cellular component (GO): membrane
Molecular function (GO): ligand-gated sodium channel activity
Source: RefSeq, a predicted model, not a curated record